GCGAGCUGGGAUAGGCUGGGAGUUUGGUCGGAGCCGUCAGCGGGACGGGACAAGGCACAAGAAGGGGGGCAAACGAAGAACCGACCGACUAUUAACUUCUGCCUUCUCAGCGGCUGAAUGUUGGACAGGAAAUUUGACGUAGACAGCUUUACGGAAAAUACCAUUUGUUGCAUUCAGAGGUCCGGGUCUGAGCGGCGCGGAUGACAAAGAAGCGUCCCCGUGCAAACUUUCUCAACCGGGUGUGAUCGCUGUUACCCAACCGGGAAUUCUUUUAUUUUUAUCGGAGGAGUAAAGAAGAGGACAUCAUGCCUAGGCGCACCGUGCAAGAAGUAACAGUGCAAGAUGUCCAGAAAAGGAGAAAUCCGAACAAACACUACGUUUACAUCAUCAAAGUGUCCUGGAGCGAUGGCAGUACAGAAAGCAUUUUCAGACGCUACAGCAAGUUCUUUGACCUCCAGAUGGAAUUGCUGGACAAAUUCCCAGUGGAAGGAGGCCAAAAAGACCCUAAGCGCAGGAUCAUUCCAUUCCUACCAGGGAAGAUCCUGUUUAGGAGGAGCCAUAUCAGAGAUGUGGCCAUGAAAAGGCUAAGGCCCAUCAACGAGUACUGCAGGGCCCUCAUUCAGCUUCCAGUGUACAUCUCCCAGUGCGAAGAGGUCAGAGUGUUCUUCGAAACCAGACCUGAAGAUAUCAACCCACCCAAGGAGGAACCCAUUAGCAAGAAGAAAUCAGGAGAUUCCUCCGCAGCAGACCCUCUCCUCCUCGACCAGUAUGUGGCAGUCACAGACUAUGAGAAGCAGGAGAGCUCUGAGGUUAGCCUGCAUGUGGGUCAGGUGGUCGAGGUCAUUGAAAAAAAUGAGUCUGGCUGGUGGUUUAUCAGCUCCGAUGAUGCCCAGGGCUGGGUCCCUGCUACUUGUCUUGAGGCACAGGAUGACCCUGAUGACUUCACUAUUCCAGGGGAAGAAGAUGAGAAGUAUACAGUGAUUUACCCGUACUCGGCCAGGGACCAAGAUGAGAUCGACCUGGAGAGAGGCAUGAUUGUCGAGGUGAUUCAAAAGAACCUGGAGGGCUGGUGGAAGAUCAGGUAUCAGGGUCUUGAGGGCUGGGCCCCGGCCUCCUACCUGAAGAAGACCGACCUCCAGGGCCAGAAGCAGACAGCGGGCGCUGCUGCUCAUGCCAGCACCAAUGACUUAGAUGGGCUUUCUAAGCAGAACCAACAAAACAAUGCAGCCAAAGAGAACCAAGACAACAGCCAAAAAGAAAACAGACUGUCCUUUUUUUCUGAGAACAAACUCAAAGUGGGAUUAAGACACCGACCUCCUCCACGUAGAGAUCUUACUAUUCCACGUGGCACAAACCUCCCCAAGCCACCGGUUGCUCCCCUGGUUGAGGAAGAGUUCUACACCAUAGCAGACUUCCAGACCACAAUCCCUGAUGGUAUAAGCUUCCAAGCUGGAAUCAAAGUUGAGGUGAUAGAGAAGAAUAAUGGUGGUUGGUGGUACAUCCAGAUUGAUGACAAAGAGGGCUGGGCCCCUGCCACCUUUAUCGACAAGUACAAGAAGACCAGCAAUGCGGUGCGCCCUAACUUCCUUGCCCCUCUGCCCAAUGAGAUGGAGAAGCUGAGACUGGAAAAUGGUGGUUCUUCAAAUAUUUCAGGCACAGAUGACAGUUGGUCCAAGCCUUUACCAGAUGAGCCAACCACUGCCCCCGAUUCAUGUGCCCGGCCUAAGCUGAGAGAUUGGAAGGCCAGUGCCAGCAAGGUUCCCCCUACCCUUGCUGGGCUUUUACCUCCAGCCCCAUCAGCCCCUCCAGCUGAAGAGAAACCAGCUCUGCCUCCUCGAAGAGAGUCCAUUAAUAAGAGCUUUGAUUUGGAGGUAUCGGAGAAACCGAGGCCUGAUCUUUCCAAACCUUUGCCUCCAAAACCCCCAGUUCCUGGGGUCAUCUUGCCGCUGGUUCCACCCAAAGCAGCCCCCUUCAAACCGGACAAACCACCUGAGAACAAGAAAGAAGAUAAGAGCAAAGUACUUCACCUCCGGAAUGAGAUGGGUCUUGAAUGUGGCCACAAGAUCUCUGCCAAGGAGGUGAAGAAGUUUAAUCUGAAACCCGUACCUAAGCAGCCGCCAAAACCCAAAGUAGAAGCACAGGAGGAGAAACCAGAUGCAGCCGGCCCCGCAGUGUUUAUGAAACCGAAGCCAUCGAUCCGACCUAAACCGGUUCCAGCUGCCAAGCCAGAUCCUCCGGCAGAAAACAAACUCGACAUCACUAACCUGAGAAGCAAACUGAGGCCUUCAAAACCUGCAGAUCCCAGCUCAGAGGCAAACUCUCAGAAUGGUGCCACAACAGCAGAAAAAAGUUCCCAUCCCUCUGCACCCCCCAGCUCUCCCCCCCAUCGUAUCCCUACUCUCAGCAAUGGUAAGCACUGCGACGAGCCAAAACUCCCCCCAAAACACAUAAAUGGUCACAGCCUGGAGAUCUCACCUCCUCCGGCAAAACCAGCAGUGCCUCCCCACAAGGAACCCCCACAGAGACCCCCCAAUAUGCUUCCAAGGAGACCUCCACCUCCAAAGAAGACGGACCCGUCCAGCCCGACCGAGUCCAAGCCUCCACCUGCUCUAAGAGAAAUCCAGGACCAUCCCAAAGGCCCCCCACCCAGCCUCAGCAGACCCCCUCCACCUAAACCAAAGGGGUUUAUGCUGCCACCUCCUAAUAAAGAUAAAGAAGAGCCCAAAUGUAAUAAAGUCCCGGUUCCUCCCAAGCCUCAGUUGAAGCCCGGCCCCCCCAAGGACAAGCUUCCACCGUUACUUAUGGAGCCCAGUAAGGAUGAGCUGUAUUUAGCGGUGGCAGACUUUGAAGGGGAUGACCAAACAUCCAGCUUCAAGGUGGGUACGGUGUUUGAAGUGAUGGAGAAAAACAGCAGCGGUUGGUGGUUCUGUAAGAAUGUAGGACAGGAAGUCGAGACCUGGAUCCCCUCGAACUACCUGAGCAAGAAACCUUAGUGCGAUGUGCUCUCAAAUCCAUGACCACAUGAUUAAACAAACAAAAUAUCACUACUUUGUAGCUAAUAGGCAUUUUUUAUUUAUAGGUACUUUUUUUUUUAAAUAACUGUUUCAAGUGACAUUUGUUUCAUUUUGAUAAAAAACAUUACUCAAACUGAACCAGCAAUAACACUUGACCUUGUUGUUUCCUAUGAUGUUUACGUUCUUUGGUUUUUAUCUCAAUUUUACAUGUAAGAAGUGUUUUGCUUUUGUUGCAGUAUUCUAGUCCCAGCCUGUGUCAGUCUUGCUUUUACUUAGGCUAGACUCUAGAAUAGGGAUCCUAACACAGAAAUAAAGCAGAUAAUGUAUCUUUACCCAUGCCUUCUAUGAUAUCGUGCCUCUAGAUUAUAUGCAAAGUGCUUCAGUGCUUAUUAGACUGUAUGCAACUGUAGACAAAGUCCUUGUUGUUUGACAAAAAUAUCAAACUUUUACAUCACAGGAGAAAAUGCUAGGUGUUCAAAUCCAGCUGUAGACAAAAAAGAUCUAUGAGACAAAGAUUGCACAUGAACUCACUGGGGGAGUUCCACGACUACAUUUGGGCUUUUCAGUGCUAUCAGAAAUGACUAAAACAGACAUUGUUGCCGAGUAGAAUACUGUUUGUUAUACUAGAAACAUGCAUAUAAGGUUUUCUGCUAAUGUAUUGCUUUAUGUUGUUGGCUGUAUAAUUGUGGUUGCAGUGACUUGUAACAGAUGUGCACUUUUUCCGUCAUUUCACACAAAACCAUUUUGAGGUUUGCACACGCUGAACGAAGGGGAGGAAUGCCACAGUGCAUUUUAUUUCACACAUUAUUAGUUAUGUUUUUUAUACUCACUGUAACACAUAUUCACCCAUGUAAAGAUGAGGCUAGAGCAAACAAACUAAAACGUUUCAAAGAAUCUCUGUGUGAACGUAUUUUACCACAAUCAUGUUAUAUUACACCCAACAAAAAAAGUGUGAAAUGGGACUUAAAGAGCACAUCUGCAAAUCUGUAUCAGAUGUCUGACCUAAGAAAUUGGUGACCUACAGUGAUUUGUGCAAUGAUUUACAAUAUUGUAAGUGUAAAGUCUUUCUUUAACCAAAGUCUGGUGCUAAAAUAACAGCAAAGAAUGACCAUUGUAUAAAAAUAAUGUUUGACAUUAAUGCUUGACUGGUAUCAAGCAUGGUCAGUAUAGCUAAAUAUUUUUUAUUGUACAGAAAUGAAAGGCAUAUCUUAGCUGUUGUCACUUUUUCUUUGAUGGUCAUUCUGUCAUCUAUUUUACUCUGUACUGAGGAAGAGGAAGAAAGAGCCAAGAAGGAAUUGAGUUGUUGGAAUUAUGGGAUUUGCUAAUAAGAGGACGUAUAAAGAGCAGUGUCGUUUUUGUUGAAAGUAACCUAAAGAAUUAUGUGAACUGGAUGCUCAUUUCUCACCAGGUUGUCGAGAAAUGAUUGUCUACAUACAUUGUUAGGUUUGCUAAAUAAAUAAGCAAAAUUAGAACAUAAAAAAUAAGUUAAUUGUUUGCUAAACAAUCAGACAAGGCUACAAGCUGUAACACCGCUUUUAGUCGCUAUAAUGUUGUCACCUUACGUUCAUGUUUAAUACAGAAAAAUGCUGAAGGUUCCCAGACAGAACAUUUUAUUGUCGGGGGUUAUUUCAUGAGGACAAAAGGCAGGUACAGAACGGGGUAAGAAAAAGGUAUGGGUUGAUGGUGUCAUCAUUUCAGUAUUGUAAUCAUAUAUACUUUUUUUGCUAUGUACUUUUCAUUACAUAAAGUCUCAUGUUGCUUAAGUCAAUAAAAGUUUCAGAUUUUUCAAUCCA
Messenger RNA from Gymnodraco acuticeps, 4807 nucleotides. RefSeq names its product SH3 and PX domains 2B (gene sh3pxd2b). Gene Ontology annotation, biological process: superoxide anion generation. The coding region runs from base 306 to 2993 and encodes 895 amino acids. Lineage: Eukaryota; Metazoa; Chordata; Actinopteri; Perciformes; Bathydraconidae. Gene Ontology annotation, molecular function: phosphatidylinositol binding; protein binding; superoxide-generating NADPH oxidase activator activity. The transcript is spliced from 13 exons. The record is from RefSeq and is a predicted model, not a curated record.